Messenger RNA from Harmonia axyridis, 513 nucleotides. RefSeq lists its product as uncharacterized. The coding region runs from base 64 to 441 and encodes 125 amino acids. Lineage: Eukaryota; Metazoa; Arthropoda; Insecta; Coleoptera; Coccinellidae. The transcript is spliced from 2 exons. The record is from RefSeq and is a predicted model, not a curated record.
UCAUUUUCUGUUCCUCUCGGAUCAUUCAAACACAUUUCUAGAGUGAACUAACAUCUUCGCAAUAUGUAUAGACACUGUAUUUCCAUUGUAAUAUUGUUAGUAAGUUUUUCACAUCUUUCCUUCCUUAAGAGUAUUUCCAAAGAUGAGCAAAAGGACGACGCCUAUAAUUUGACUGAAUAUGAUACUAUCUAUGAUCAAAAGCAGAAUGGGUCUCUCAACGUUAGAGUGAACGUAGAUGGUAUCAAUGUAUUGUGGCAGCCAGAUUCUGAAUUUUCAUAUGAUUUAAUAGAUGCUUUGAUAGAAACAGCAGCAAUUGGUGUGAUAGGAAAUAUCCCUUGGCCAAGUUCUACAGAAGCGCCUGAAGUUUUGGAGGACAAAAUGAGACAAAAUACAACACAGAAGGAAAUCUCUCAAUUGAACAAUUCUCGAACAAGCGACUGAGUGAUUAUAUUCCAUUAUUGAAUAUAAUGAAUUACGAUAUAAUUUGUAUUAUUUUAAGAAUAAAUUUUUUUU